Cuscuta europaea is the source of this 670-nucleotide messenger RNA. Lineage: Eukaryota; Viridiplantae; Streptophyta; Magnoliopsida; Solanales; Convolvulaceae. The record is from the annotation of a GenBank genome assembly.
CCAGAUAAUGAAUCAACCCUUGAGUAAAAUUGAAAAAAUUACAGAUUGGAAAAAUUAUUCACCGAUAGACAAAAUGCAGGCUAUCACUCAUAGGACAAGUACAAUUAAAAAAAAACUAGAAAGAAUUACGGAAGAUAAGAAAAGGGUCACUCUAGAACUUGAUAUGAACCCUUACAAAAAAAGUUCGAGAUUAGCCUUGUCAAAAAAAUUUUUGUCAAAUGUUGAAAAAAAAAAAAAAUAGAUUAAUAUAUAAAUUUAAUUAUUUUAUAAAAUUAUUUAUUCAAAGAAUAUCUAAUUGUAUUUUUUUAUAUACUAUAUCUAUUUGCCAAAUGACUCAAAAAGUCUUUGUGGAAUCAACAAAAAUGAACUCUCUUUCAAAUUCAAAUAUAAAAACGCAUAAUAAUAAGCUUUAUAAGGAAAAUUCAGAGAGUUUUGGUGAUUUAUCCAACUUGUCACAAGCAUAUGUAUUGUACAAAAUAUCAGAAAGGGGUUUUUUGAACGUACGUAAUUUCAUAUCUGUUCUUCAACAAAAUGGAACAUCUUUCUUGAUUAAAAAGAAAAUAAAAGACUCAUUUCAUACACAAGGAAUACUUCCAUCUGAAGGAAUAAAAAAACAACUUAAGCGGCCUAGAACGAGUCAAUGGAAAUUUUGGUUAAAAGGGAAUUCUCA